GUAGGUGUGGCGGUUGGCAGAGGGUUCCAUCUUCGAGCCGUCCUCCCGUUGCUUAUUGGUCGGAGGAUCGGCACACCGGUUCGAGGGAGCGCGUUUGCCUGAACCUCGUACACCGUUCUCUGCCGUGGACGGGCGGAGCUUGCCACGUUUCUCCCCCUAGGAGCUAGUGGGGGAGAAAGCCAUCGGUGCUCUCCUGGCGCAUCGGCCGAAUCGUAAAUCAUGACCAGUCGGUCGCACGGAGCGCAUCGUGACAAACAGGCUGAAAACCGUUUUGAAAACAUCGGGGCCCCCCCGAGCGCGUGAGAGUGCGUGAUCGAUCCAUCCGCUCGCCGAUCGUCCCGAUCUCUCCGAUUUCGUCUCGUCGCACGCGCCCGCCGCCGCCUCCUCGUCGAUCCACGGAUCGUUCGUGCCCGCGUAAUCGUUCGUCACAUCUCUGUCCCUCGUCUUUACGAUAGUGACAUCGUGUCCUCCUCCUCCUCCUCCUCCUCCUCCGCGCCUCCCUCCCGCCCCUCUCCCCCAAAUUUAAUUCGAUCCGCAGCGUAAGGCAACGUACCGCGAGAGGAUCCGUGCAAAAGUUUGAUGUGGAACGUGAAGGAGGAGAGAGAGGAGGUUAACGAAAAGUGAAUCGAGGGAUAUUAGUUGGUUGGGGAGAGGAUUCGAGGAGAUCAUGUGCAGCAAUGAAAGCCCGCCACCGGCCAAGGAACCGUUGGCCGUCGGUCUCGGCAACCCGAUGACCGGUUUCUUGCCAGGCCUCGAGCAUUACCGGCUUCAAUUGUACCAUUACGCGAUGGCCGAGAGAUUGAGGCUUGCCCAGCAGCUGCACCCCCAGCACCCAGGUGUCGGCCACCCGCCCUCCACCGCCCCCGCUCACCUGGGAAUGGGACCGGGGUUCCCGGCCCCCCUGCCCCUGUACCCGGCGGCGGCGGCCGCGGCCGGAUACCCGAGCAGGCUGGCCCUGUCCAUGGCGUUGCUCCACCCGCACCAUCAAAGAAUCCCGGAGGAGCCGAAGCCGCAGCACAGUUACAUCGGUUUGAUCGCAAUGGCGAUCCUCUCGUCCCCCGAGAAGAAGCUGGUCCUGUCCGACAUAUACCAGCACAUAUUGGAACAUUACCCUUACUUCCGUACCCGGGGCCCGGGCUGGAGGAACUCGAUCAGGCACAACCUGUCCCUGAACGACUGCUUCGUGAAAUCCGGGAGAAGCGCGAACGGGAAGGGCCAUUACUGGGCGAUCCAUCCCGCCAAUCUGGAGGAUUUUCGCCGCGGCGACUUCAGGAGGCGCAAAGCGCAGAGGAAGGUACGAAGGCACAUGGGUCUGGCGGUGGACGAGGAGCCGGACAGUCCAAGCCCGCCGCCUUUGCCGGCCACCCCGCCCCCACCGGCCACGCUCGGCCCGCCGGUCGCUUCUCAACCGAUGACGGGAAUUUGGGCGCCCCAUCACCACCAUCCUCACCACCAGCACCAGCAACAGCAGCAGCAGCAGCAGCAAACGUUUCAGAGCCAAGCUGUGAGGCAAUCCUCGUCGUUUCAACCGUCGAGGAAGAGGCAGUUCGACGUUGCGUCUCUCCUCGCGCCCGACGACCAACACCAAAUCGAGUCGGAUCUGAGGUCGGCCAAGUCGAGGAGAUUCAGUUGCAGCGAGGACGAGAUGCACGAUCUCCAGGAGGCCGACCAAGACGAGGAGGACGUGGACGUGGACGUGGUGGCCGAGACGAACGCCCUCCCGUCGCCCAACACGCCGUCGGCCAGCCCCGAUUCCAAGCUCGUCUCGCCGACCACCACCCAUUGGACCAAUCAGGGUAUUCAGAGCACAGGCCAACAGUUACCCGGCUUACAUCUUCAGAAUCACUUGCAAGCGAGGAAUUAUUACGUGGUGGCAACCUCGAGUGCCGGGCCGACCGUCUAAUGGACUCUGCUGCACGAAUAAUAAUAAUAAUAAUAAUAAUAAUAAUAAUACCGUGGUCCCAGUGUUUCACCCUCUCGAUUCUGUUCCUCGAAGAACUGUUUCGCCUCCCCUCCCCCGAGGCGGUGUUCGACGAUCGAAUCGUGAAACGUUGAAAAGCUGCUGGAAAUUCGCGCGAGCUACUUCUAGAAGUGACUCUCAGGUGACGGGAGGGAGGGAAUUUUUUCUUUCUUUUUUCUCCUUUUUCUUUUUCUUUUCUCUCUUUUUCUUUGGACGAUCUCGCCAUCUUUAUUCUUGGAUCGGUUAAUAAGCAUCGAUCGAUCAGUCGAUGAACGUUUUUUACGCUACGUUCUUACGUCACCAUGUUGGUGGUAACUAGUCGUGCCAAAUUGCGAAACGAUUUUCUACCAUUCCUUCUUAUCAUUUGGCGAUUCGAAACUAAUAAUAUUUUAUUUAUAUAAGAUCAGGGCCCUAUUUGCAUGACAAUUUAUCAAAGAUUAGUUAUUUUCUUUCCUUCUCUUUAAUAAUUCUACGUUGUAAUGUUCUUCCAACCACUUUCUCCAUCUUUUAAUUUAUUCUUAAUUAUUACAAGUUGGAUAGAUAUCUCGAUCAUCUAUCAACCCGUUUAGUUUGAACCUUCUUUGGGGGGCAGGUAUACGCGUCGUAAAUCGGUCACGAGUCGAUCGACUUAUUCCAAAAACCAUGUAUUCUCGGCUCCAACCGUUAACAUGAUGAAAUUUCAGCCCUCUAAAGGAGUCAAUGAUUAUGCGAAAGGGUCCAGAUUAAUGUAAUUAAUCUAUUUGUAAAUAAGAUCUAGUUGCUCGAUGUUAUCGAUUUAUUGCGAGUGAAUAAUACGCUUGGUAAUUUUUGUUGUUGUCGGUGUUUAUUUUCUUUAUUUUUUUUUUUUUUUAAACAACGAAUUCCCCCGUUUGCUCCGUUCGCCUUUCAAUUCAAGAUGGUGGCCCCGUCGGUAUCGAACCCGAUGUUUCUCUCAAUUCGAGUCCGGCACUUGAAUCCAUGUAUCGUGAAACACGUGUUUAGGGAACGACUUUAUAUAUGUAUUGUAUAAAAAAUAUAAAUGUGUAAGGAACGUGCAUACGUGUAGUCGGAGAUAUAGAAGAAUUUCCACACUCCACAUCCGUGAUUUUGAGAAAGAUACGUUGAUGAUUUGAUAAUUUUUUUGGGGGGUGGGGGGGUCGUUAACCUUUUGCCAAAUGAUUUCGAAAUAAGGAAAAUAAGGAUUGUUGAUAAGUGAAUCGACGUUGAAAGGUUAACGAUGCAGAUGUGUAACAAGUGUAGAUACAUUACCACGUGAUAAACCAGGUUCGAGAUCCGAUUCGAAGAAGAAUUCGGUGAGUUUGAGAGUGUAAGGAGAAAUUUUAUAAACGGUUUUAGAGAACAGAAUUGAAUACAAUUUCCGAAUAAGAUAGAUUACUUUAGAUCAGACUCGUUAAAUUUAUUAGAGAAAAUUUCAAUACAAGCUAAUAGAUUCUAAAUAUUUAAAAUUAAAAAUUUAUUUCGACGAUAAGCGACCUAACUUUUGAUUCGACGUAACUAAUCAAAGAAGUAAAUUAUUAAAGGAUAUAAAGUGGUACUGCAUCUACACGCGAUAUCGAUGCGAAUCGAUGUUACUCGUGCCAAUCUGUGGGAUUCUGUUAAGAGAAAAUUCUUUGUACAUAGAUAGAGAAAGGAAGGAAAGCAAAGCGUAUCUGUCGCGAUAGGCAUAUGAUAUAAUUUCCAAAAUUUUUUUCCCCCCGCAAAAUAUGAAAUUCGAAUGCUUGGGGCAUUACAUCAGACUGAGAAACGGACCCUGUUCAAAGUGUAAUAUAAAUCGUUCACGAAGGAAAAUUUAUCGAUAGUCUCGUCUUUAUUAUAUUACGUAUUGUAUCGUCUCGAACGAUACACAAACGAAUAAUAUUAUUCUGUGCAACCCAUCCUCCUCCCCUCUGUAUGUAUGUAUGUAUGUAUGUAUGUACGUAUGAAAGUAUGUAUGUAUGUAUAUGUACCUAUAUAUACGUGCCUACGUAUAAUUGAGAUGUAUCACGAUUAACUCAUACACACACACACAAACACACACACUGCAUAGUGGAUAUAUAAACGGACGGAUAGAUCGUGGUACGAUUGCGAAGAGACAUACACGGAGGAAUAUUACACGGUUUUUUAAAGAUUACCUCAAGCAAAAAUACAGAUGUGUCGUCUCUCUAGAUUCUCAGCGCGGAACUGCCGCAUCUCGAUGCAAUUGAAGCUGAAUAAAAUUUCUGUUCCCAUGAAU
Messenger RNA from Apis cerana (Asiatic honeybee), 4172 nucleotides. It is a transcript of the gene fd102C, whose product is annotated as forkhead domain 102C. Gene Ontology annotation, biological process: regulation of transcription by RNA polymerase II; cell differentiation; anatomical structure morphogenesis. NCBI's taxonomy places the organism in Eukaryota, Metazoa, Arthropoda, Insecta, Hymenoptera, Apidae. Gene Ontology annotation, molecular function: RNA polymerase II cis-regulatory region sequence-specific DNA binding; DNA-binding transcription factor activity, RNA polymerase II-specific. The record is from RefSeq and is a predicted model, not a curated record.